This is a messenger RNA of Triticum turgidum subsp. durum (durum wheat), 231 nucleotides long. The record is from the annotation of a GenBank genome assembly. NCBI's taxonomy places the organism in Eukaryota, Viridiplantae, Streptophyta, Magnoliopsida, Poales, Poaceae.
AUGGGCAGCACGGAAUCCCCAACGCCCGUGCAUGCUCCUGUGUGCUCGAUUGUGAACGAAGGCCCAGCAGCUCCUGCCACUGACCCGAAGCCGAAGAAGAAGAUAUGCUGCGCUUUCCCUGACACCAAGAGGUUCAGAGAUGAGUGCAUCGUCGAGUACGGGGAGUCUGCGUGCACCAAAUGGAUCGAAGCUCACAGGCAAUGCCUCCGUGCCGAGGGGUUCAAGGUCUGA